GAUUUACAACUAAACUCUGUUUAUUUUUUGUUAGGUUCAAGAGUAUAACCGAUUGAAAGAGGAAGCUGGAAAAUUAUCAUCCAGGUAUCUUCAGGAGCUGGACUCUGUCAACAGAGAUCAAAAGUCCGAUCAAGACCGUCAUGAUAACGAGCUGCGGAAAAGAACCGAGAUGGAGGCUAAAGUUAAGCAAAAGCGAUCUGAGCUAGAAGAAAAUGUUCGUCGAGUGGAGAAACUGAAUGAAUAUAUCAGGACAAGCGAGCAGGCACUGUCUGACUUGAGAAAACAAGAAGAAGGUUUUGGGGAAGAGGUGACAGAUGCCAAAAAGCGUGUAGCUGAAAUCAAUGAUGAACUAGAAUCCAUCAUGAUAGAGCUUGGGGAUGCUAAGGUAGACAAGCAUGAGGAUUCACGAAGGAAGAAAAAAGCGGAGAUUGUUGAUCACUUUAAGCGUUUAUUCCCUGGAGUGUAUGACCGUCUGGUAAACAUGUGUCAGCCUAUCCACAAACGUUACAAUGUAGCUAUUACGAAAGUUCUCGGGAGGAACAUGGAGGCUAUUGUGGUGGACACGGAGCGCACGGCUCGAUCCUGUAUUAAAUAUCUAAAGGAGCAGAUGUUAGAGGCUGAAACAUUUUUACCAUUGGACUACAUUGAUGCUAAGCCUUUAAAAGAGAGAUUAAGAAACGUUCAGUCUCCCAGAAAUGUCAAACUCCUGUACGAUGUCCUUCAGUACGAUCCUCCUGCCAUCAAACGAGCUGUGCUGUAUGCAACCAACAAUGCACUUGUCUCUGAAACCGCUGAUGAUGCAUCUAAGGUUGCAUAUGAAUUAGGAGAUGGGAGAAGAUAUGAUGCCGUAGCCCUAGACGGAACAUACUACCAGAAGAAUGGCUUCAUAUCUGGAGGUAGCACGUAAGUUUUCUCCUUAUUGCCUGAUCAUCUU
This is a messenger RNA of Limulus polyphemus (Atlantic horseshoe crab), 934 nucleotides long. Its product is annotated as structural maintenance of chromosomes protein 1A-like. Gene Ontology annotation, cellular component: nucleus; chromosome; cohesin complex. Gene Ontology annotation, biological process: sister chromatid cohesion. The record is from RefSeq and is a predicted model, not a curated record. The transcript has 6 exons. Bases 170 to 907 code for a protein of 245 amino acids. NCBI's taxonomy places the organism in Eukaryota, Metazoa, Arthropoda, Merostomata, Xiphosura, Limulidae. Gene Ontology annotation, molecular function: ATP binding; DNA binding; protein binding.